UUGGGCCUCAGGGAGGCGGAGAAGCCGGUGAAGGCCGCCCCUGCCGCUGCCGCCUGUUUGCUGUGCUCCCCUCGGGCUCUUCUUAGGCCAUGAUGAUCCACGGCUUCCAGAGCAGCCACCAGGACUUCUCCUUCGGCCCCUGGAAACUGACGGCGGCCAAGACUCAUAUCAUGAAGUCGGCAGAUGUGGAGAAGUUAGCUGAUGAAUUACAUAUGCCAUCUCUCCCUGAAAUGAUGUUUGGAGACAACGUUUUAAGAAUCCAGCACGGCUCUGGCUUUGGGAUUGAGUUCAAUGCUACAGAUGCAUUAAGAUGUGUAAAUAAUUACCAAGGGAUGCUUAAAGUAGCCUGUGCAGAAGAGUGGCAGGAAAGCAGGACGGAGGGUGAACACUCCAAAGAGGUUGUAAAACCAUAUGAUUGGACCUAUACAACAGAUUACAAAGGAACAUUACUUGGAGAAUCUCUUAAGUUAAAGGUUGUACCUACAACAGAUCAUAUUGAUACAGAGAAAUUGAAAGCUAGAGAGCAGAUUAAAUUUUUUGAAGAAGUUCUCCUAUUUGAGGAUGAACUGCAUGAUCAUGGAGUUUCGAGCUUGAGUGUGAAAAUUAGAGUAAUGCCUUCUAGCUUUUUUCUACUGUUGCGGUUUUUCUUGAGAAUUGAUGGGGUACUUAUCAGAAUGAAUGACACGAGGCUUUACCAUGAGGCUGACAAGACCUACAUGCUACGAGAAUAUACUUCACGAGAAAGCAAAAUUGCUAAUUUAAUGCAUCUUCCACCUGCCCUCUUCACAGAACCUAAUGAAAUAUCACAGUAUUUACCAAUAAAGGAGGCAGUAUGUGAGAAGCUAAUAUUUCCAGAAAGAGUUGACCCUAACUCUUCAGACUCACAAGAAAGUACACCCGUGGAAUAGAAUGUGAUAUAACAUGUUUUCACUGUGGAAUUUGACUGGACAUGUUGGCUAUUUGUAGGGGGUAUUUUUGUUAUGAGCAUUAAUUACCUUGCUUAUGUACAGAUUUUCUGUAGCCUUAAAGGAAAUAAAAAUAAAAAUAAAAUGUUGUAGGCAGGUUCACUCAACUGCUGUUUGUACGGUCUAUCUUCAAAUUCAUAAUCCAGAUUUGAAUGUUCUGGAAUUAAAUUUGGAUUCCUAAAGUAUCACAAAGUAUGACCUCAGCAGUAGUGAUAUGUAUAUGUAUCAUGAGCUGUGGACAUAGUAUGCAUCCAUCAUGAAACAUUGUCUUCAACUGUGAAGAGACUAAUUUAAAUAAAUCACAAUACUUUGUGACUUUAAUAGGAUUCCUGAUUGUGCAUGUUGAUACUGGCUGUUCGUUUUGGGCUUUCUGAUAUUUACUCAAACUUACGGAGAGUUGUGACUUGUCACUUAGGAAAUUAAUUUUAUGGUUUAAUGAUCUUUACCCACAGAAACUUAAAAAUGUAUUUAGCCCCACAUUUUAAGUUAACUGUGGAACUUAAAGCAAGUUUUAGAAAUAGAACCAAAAAACCCAAGUGUGGGAAACUUAGGCUAUUAUGCACCUGGAAACUUGGACAGAAUUUCCUGGGUUAUUAGAGUUGUCUUUCCUCCAUCUUUUCAGUACAGGGCCUCAUUAAUACAGAUACAAAAGUAAAUUUCAAAUAAUGUGGUUAUUUUGAUGAUGAAUAUUUAACAUUUUUAUAUUCUUUUCUACCUUUCUAGAUGGUCUUCAUAAAGUGGAAAAAUAUUUAAGCAUCAAAUAAGGAAGCAGAUUCUUAAGUAAAUUUUUAAAGAACAAGGAGGUAAUUACCUCUUUGUUCUACCUUGAAAUAACUAUUACAUUUCCACUUGAUGGGUAAGCCAUUAAAUAAGAUUACCUAAUUCAAAGUAUUAGCAAAGCCCUUCGAUUUUAGCUUGAAGAUAAAUUUCAGUGAAAAAAUACAUUUCAAUAUUCAUCAGUGCCCAGACUUUGAUAUAUAGUUGUGAGUGAAACAGGCAGGGUCUGUCUUAAUAGCUAAAUUUGUCACACAUAAUUUUAGUAUUUGUCUUAAUUACCUCCAAAGUAUAGGAAAUUAGGAUUUUGUUGUUUAUUGUAUAUUAAAUAUACCUGUAUUUAAAGUUUUCUCUUAGGAUAGGAAAGUGUGAUGAUGUGUGUACAUGUAUAUAUAUGUGAAUAUACAUACAUACAUAUAUACAUUUUAAGUUUAAAUAGAACAGAGUCUAUUCAUGCAGAUUAUAAGAAAUGAAAAACUUGUAAGAAUAUUCAUUAAUUGGUGUUUCCGGGCAAUGUAUAUUAUGUGUAUAUGUGUGUGUAUACCCACAUGUAUUUUUAAAACUUAGUUGAUUUAAAUGUCUUGGUCUCCAAGUAGUCUUAGAUUACUUAUUUUGAUAAUGCAUUGCUAAACAUUGUGAAGAUUU
This is a messenger RNA of Dipodomys spectabilis (banner-tailed kangaroo rat), 2384 nucleotides long. It is a transcript of the gene Tiprl, whose product is annotated as TOR signaling pathway regulator. The transcript has 7 exons. Gene Ontology annotation, biological process: TOR signaling. The record is from RefSeq and is a predicted model, not a curated record. NCBI's taxonomy places the organism in Eukaryota, Metazoa, Chordata, Mammalia, Rodentia, Heteromyidae. Gene Ontology annotation, cellular component: cytosol. The coding region runs from base 90 to 908 and encodes 272 amino acids.